UUGCCCGGCUACGGCCGCCCGCUGCCCGGCAGGCACUACAGCGGCUACGUGACGACGCCCUACCCCGGGCGGCCCGGCGUCGUCGUCCACACGCACUACUACCUCGCGCUCCACGCCGACGAGGACGCGCCGCUCGUGCAGUGGCAGCAGGGCGGCCCGGGCGGCAGCUCGCUCAUCGGCAUGUACACGGAGAUGGGCCCGCUGACGCUCAACGACUACUCCUUCGCCGCGGGCGCCGGCGCGCCGCGCGUCUUCGACAACGCGCGCGGCUGGCAGAACGUGACCGGCGGCGCGUCGCUGCUCUUCCUCGAGCACCCGGCGCCGACGGGCUUCUCCUCCUGCGAGCCGCCGGGCGCCUGCGGCCACGACGACGACUCGCAGGCGGACCUCCACGUCGCCGUGCUCGAGGCCUUCUUCGGCGACCUCUUCCCGGAGCUGCGCGGCCGCCGCUAUGUCAUGGCCGGCGAGUCGUACGCGGGCGUGCUCGUGCCGACCGUCGCGCUGAAACUCCUCGCCGCGCGGACGGCGGCGAACGCGGCGACGGCGCCCUACUCGCUCGAGGGCUUCGCGCUCGGCAACUCCUGCCCCGGGAACCGCGUCUACACGUGCACGCCCUACAGCGGCUGGGCGGGCACGCAGGUCUCGCUGGACUUCCUCCACGGCCACGGCAUGAUCCCGGACGCGGCGAAGCGGGCCAUCGACGCCGCGUGCGCGGAUUGGUACGUCGCCGCGCCGCCGGGUCCGCAGGCGCCGCCGCCGCCGGCGUGCGCCGCCGCGCUCGAGGACCCCGUCCGCCCCGCGAUGCACGUCCGCGGCAGCGCCUACGCGAACGACGCGGGCGAGUACGCCUGCGGCCAGGAGAACGCCGCGUCCGUGUGGCUCAACCUGCCGGCGGUGCAGGACGCGCUCCACGUGUCGCGCCAGCGCUUCGACUUCUCCACGGGCCUCGACUACAACUUCACGCGCCACUCGCUCCUCGACGAGUACGCGUCGACGCUCGUUUCGGCGUUCCGCGUCAUGCACUACUCGGGCGACGCGGACCCGUGCGUGCCCCACGUCGGCACGCAGCGCUGGAUCGCGUCGCUGGCGCUCCCCGAGGUCGAGGCCUGGCACCCGUGGACGGCGCCGGGCACCAUGCCGGUCUCGGGCUACGCGACGCGCUACGUCCCGAACUUCACGUUCGCGACGGUCCGCGACGCGGGCCACAUGGCCCCGCGCUACAAGCCCCGGGAGCUCCUCUACCUCUUCGACUCCUGGCUC
This is a messenger RNA of Aureococcus anophagefferens, 1260 nucleotides long. RefSeq lists its product as hypothetical. Lineage: Eukaryota; Pelagophyceae; Pelagomonadales; Pelagomonadaceae. Gene Ontology annotation, biological process: proteolysis. Gene Ontology annotation, molecular function: serine-type carboxypeptidase activity. The annotation marks the transcript as partial. The record is from RefSeq and is a predicted model, not a curated record. The transcript is spliced from 2 exons.